GCUGGUUUUUUACCAUGCUCCAGCAUUUUCGAUCUCAUUCAUCAUUUUUUGAGAUGCUUCCGUUUUAGGACUUUUAGCCAUAAUAACGGAUAUUCCGGUUAUUUACAAUAUUUUAAUAUCUUUACCACCGUACUUUGACAGAACAGCCUGUGUUCAGUGUGGAUUUACUAGCCGAUCGCUUUUAUCACAUGCCGAAGCUGAAUAAUCGUGGAUUCUCAUUUGAUAAAUAGCCUGCGUGCUUUCUAGCGAAGUUCAGCUAACGGUAUCUCUGCAGGGAGUUGAAGAUUGAGCGAGACUAAUAUUAUCGGAAAAUGGUCAAAUUGGCAGUGAACGUAAUCACAUUCUUACCAUCCAAAAACGAUCCUCGUACAACAUCCGGUCUGCGUGGUCGCCGUGGUGGUCCCAAAAUGUUUGAUAUUUGGGUAUCGAAUAAGAUGCACUUCACGGAGAAGUUUACUGUGGAUUUUCAGUACCCUGAAUUCCUGGACUACCCAGACGGUGUUGCUGAUUGUGAGCGAUAUGGUGUCACGCGUAUUCCGGCAUACGUUGUAUGCCAUCGCCAGACAGAGGCUGUCCUGGGGAUCAGAUUUUUUAAGGAGAAUGACUCCGGAUCCACGGUGCAAGAUGCUUUGGGGGAUAUUUUGAAACAAUUCGCGGAACCGGCACACUAUGCAACCGGUUCGCAGAAACCAACGCUGGACGCUAAGCAACUGUGUCUCUUUAGCAACCGCUUUUGUCCACACGCUGAACGGGCUCGUUUGACGCUGAACAUAAAAAAAAUCCCAUACGAAAUUGUGAACAUCAACCUGACGGAGAAGCCGGAAUGGUACAUGGCCCAUCACAACCCACUGGGCAAGGUGCCGACGCUGCACGAGCCCGGGAAGCCGCAACCGGUCUUCGAGUCGCUGAUUGUCGCCGAGUAUGUCGAUGAGCAUUUCCCCAAUGAGCCGAAACUGUUGCCGAAAGAUGAAUACGAAAAGGCUCGUCAGAAGGUGGCUAUCGAAGUCAUUACUCAAAAGUUUAUCAACAAUUUGAACGCGGUUGGCGCUAAGGGUGACAAAGAGAAAGUCGAGGAGCUGAAAAAGGGCCUGAAAGAAGUGGAGGAAUCAUUGACUGGUCAAUAUUUCGCAGGCGACAAGAUGGGUUUCGUGGACGUGAUGAUUUGGCCGUGGUUCGAACGUAUCGCGCCGGUGUGUGAAGUGCGCAGUGUCGAUCUGAAGAUGGAGCGCGACUAUCCUAAACUGCACGCCUGGAUGCAGAAGAUGCUGAAGGAGCCGGCCAUCGCCGACAUCGUCUUUCCGUCGGAAAUCAUGGUGCCGUUCAUCAAGAGCGCCUACGUGGAUGGCAAAGCUAACUACGAUAUCGGAUUGUAAACGGCACAUCGGCAUCUCAUUGUCUCCGCUCUCUGUUUAUCGCUGCUUGCCUGUCGUUCAUUUUCGAAGGAUAAUAACGGGAGUUUUCUCAUAACUGGUGAUGGAUCUUGCGGUUGUGCGCUUUGUCUGACGUCUCAUAGUUUUUGUUAACUGUUCGGAUUUUUAUUAUGUAAGCGCAGACAGUCUGUAUGCUGUAUGCUCUGGCAGCUAUGCUAACAAUGAGAAGGUUUUAAUAUGUUUUUGAGGUUUCGGUUUGCCAUUUAGAUUGUGUGGCUCUCUGCUUAAGAAAAUUCCAUAAUUGAUUUAACCCAUUUUCUUGAGGUGUAUGUUG
This is a messenger RNA of Paramacrobiotus metropolitanus, 1704 nucleotides long. RefSeq names its product pyrimidodiazepine synthase-like. Lineage: Eukaryota; Metazoa; Tardigrada; Eutardigrada; Parachela; Macrobiotidae. Gene Ontology annotation, biological process: glutathione metabolic process. The transcript is spliced from 7 exons. The record is from RefSeq and is a predicted model, not a curated record. Gene Ontology annotation, cellular component: cytoplasm. Gene Ontology annotation, molecular function: glutathione dehydrogenase (ascorbate) activity; glutathione transferase activity. Bases 312 to 1373 code for a protein of 353 amino acids.